Drosophila serrata is the source of this 4069-nucleotide messenger RNA. RefSeq lists its product as uncharacterized. The record is from RefSeq and is a predicted model, not a curated record. Gene Ontology annotation, cellular component: precatalytic spliceosome. Gene Ontology annotation, molecular function: RNA binding; metal ion binding. NCBI's taxonomy places the organism in Eukaryota, Metazoa, Arthropoda, Insecta, Diptera, Drosophilidae.
CCACAAAAAGCCAACAAACAGCAAUCAAUAUUUUCAAUAAGAAAAAACAAAAACUUUACUUCCGACCCCGUCCCUCUCUCAUUCCCACAAAAAAAAAAAACAAAAAACAAAAUAAAGAACACAAAAAAAUCAAAUGAUACGUUAUUUAUUGAUUGCAAUGCCCAUCGCGUUAUCGUGGCAAUCACACAGUUAUCGACAUUUGUUGGGGGUGACGCUGACCUUUCGCUGCCUUUCUUUUUACCAAUCAAAGAGUCUGCUUUUUUAAUUUCAUUUCAUAAUAAGUGAUUCAAUGGAGAAAUAGUGCUUAAAAUUUUUUAGAAUAUUCAGUAAAUUAUCUUUUAAUUGUCCGCUUAAGUGUCCAGAAACUCUGGAAAAGAUUAAAUCCCCUCAACAAAUGUUCGACUCGCUGCUCCAAUCCAGUUCCUCUCUCGGUUCCCGAAGAGUUUAGUUGCGUGUCGCCCAAGAAGGAAGGCGUGGACCUUUCGAGUUGCCCGCAACAACAACGGCGUAAGGCGGCAAACCGAUGGUCCUCGACAUGGAGUCGGACGAUUCUCGUGCCAGCUCUCCGUCCAACUCGUCGGAGUCUCUUUCCAAUUCGCCCGAUAAUUCCAUUAAGGAUCCUGAUGAGCAGAAGGAAGAAGUAUCUGAAGCGGCCAGGACACUAAAUCGUUCUGUUCGUGGCGGUUCCACCAGCAGCUCCUCCUCAAACUCCAGCUCCAGUUCCAGUCGCAGUGAUGUGUCCAAGAAGCAAAAGAAAAGCUCCAGCAGCAGCAGCGACAGCGGCAGUGGCAGCAGCUCCUCGAGUGGUUCGUCCAGUGAAGAUGAGCCGGAACCCGAGCGCCAACAGCAGAUCGAGCAAGAGCCACAGCAGCAGCAGUCUCAGCCGGAGCCAGAGCUACAACAAGAGCCACAGGGAGAGCCAAUGCGAGAGCCAGAGCCGGAGCGAGAGCCAGAGCCAGAACAAGAGCCGGAGCCAGUGCGAGAACCAAAGCCCGAGAUAGAACCCGAGCCAGAGCCUGAGCCCAAACCAGAGCAAGUGUUAGAGGCUACGGCGGCACCCGCAACAUCUCCGUUGGCCUCGAAAACCGAGAAACCUGGCUCACCGCCCAGCGCCAAAUCGUUCCUCUCUUCCGUACGCAGUCGAAGCAACAGUCCGCAGCUGUACAACCAAGCGGCUGUGGAUCUUAACAUCAGUCAUGAGGAUCUGAGUGAUGUCAGCGAUAUUGAGGCUGAAGAGAAGCCGAAGAACUCACGCCACCAGACAGAGAAGCCGAUGGAGGUGGAUGAGGAGGCUGCUGACGAGGAGGAGGAUGGCGCUCUGUCAGAUGACUCACUCUCCGCUAUGGAAGAGGACGAAGAUGAGGGGAAACGGGUCAAGCUAAAUGGUCGCCAGAAGCCAGGCAAGGCCAGCAAGGAUGCCAAGCUUGAUGGACGCACACCAGCCUCUGGCUUAGAGGAGGAUCUGGUGAAGACCCAUGACGAUGAUGCUUUGGACUUUGAAGCAGAGGAGGGCGAGUGCCCAGAGCAGAUCAAAGCCAGCGAAACAAAACAGGCCAAGACCACAGAGUCGCAAAUGGAUGAGGAUGUUGUCGAGAAUAAAGGCAACCAUGGCGUUGGUAGUGACAAAAACAGUGACUCCAACGGCGAGGACAAUGAUGAUGAUGAUGAUGGCGAAGUGGAUGCCGACGAUGAUGAGGAAGGCAAGAGCAAGGCCAAGAGCAAGACCCUAGACGGUAUUGCCAGCAAUGGUAGCCUUGAGGAUGGCGAGGAUGAGGCCAAAGACAAGGCCUUGUCAGUCACUUCAUCAUCGACGUCGGUAGCUCAGAAGAAGAAAAAGGAUGAAGAGGAGCUGGAAGAGGGCGAGGUGUCCGAUGAGGAUGAAAAGCGUCCCGAGGAAACGGAACCCAAGCCCGUGUGUCGCUUCUAUACACGUGGACAGUGCACCUGGGGCAUGAGCUGUCGCUUCCUGCAUCCCGGUGUCACCGACAAGGGUAACUACACGAUGUUCGAGAGCCUCGUUCGCUCCGUGCCCAUACAGGGCGGAGGAGCAUCCUCCUCGGCGGCAGCUGCUGCUGCUGUUGCUGCUGCUGGACCCUCUAGCUCAACAUCUCGCGCCAGCUCCUCCGCGUACAGUGCUCAUGCUGCCUCAGCAGCCGAUUAUCAUGACUAUAGAACUGAGCGACCAGCGCUGCUCCAUCGACCGGCACUACUCCAUGCUCCGACAUUAUACAGCAGCGGUCACGACGCCCGGCUGCCCGAGGUUGGACCCGUGGUGGAGAAUGCCUGGGAAAGGGGUCUGCGUACCGCCAAAGAGAUGAUGCGUAAGGCCAAUAAGCGCAAGGAGCAGGAUAUGGACUUUGAGGACAAGAAAAUGAACCUCACCCUCUCACCGGACGAACUGGAGAAGGAUCCGUAUUACCUCAAGGAGCGCGGCACUAGCUUGGCCCGUUCCCCACCGCCACCACUUCAAUCAUCGUCCCGCGAUCCAGCCAUGCUGCAUCCGCUCAGCAUGCCGCUGUCCAUGCAUCCGCAUGCCAUACCGCAUCCCCAUGGCCAUGGUCAUGCCAAUCCGCGUGCUCUCCUGCCGCCAUACUCGGUGUAUGGAGCUCCGCCAGCGGAUCGUUACGGUCGAGGUCCGUAUGUAUCGGCGCACCAUUACGAGGAUGUGGACGCUUAUGGGCGCAUGGCGAGAUAUCGAGAAUUGCCGCCGCAUCGAAUGCCACACUAUGAGGACGAUCGCAGGCUGAGACCUGCGCGGGAGGUGAUUGUCCAGCGUGUGGAGGCAGCCGGUGGCCAUGGAGGCCGUGGUGAUGAAUGGAACGAUCCCUGGAUGCGUUCCAAGUCCAUGGGACGUGGCUCGUAUGAGCGUGAGGAGCGACGGCGACGUGAUCGUCGCAGCUACAGCAGCAACUCGUCCUACUCGACGUCGAACAGCUCGCAGAGUGACUCCAGCUCGGACUCGUCGCGCUCGAGCAGUCCGCCGCCGGAACACAAACGACGCUAUGGCAGCAGUUCGCACAAGUUGGCCGCAGGCGCCUCCUCGGCCUCCUCAGGGCGUCGUCUUAGCGGUCGAACAGCGCGCUCGCCCAGCCAGAUACCACGACGUCCCAGGCACUCGUCCAAGGGCAGCCUUUCGCCUUCAUACAAGCGUCCGGCUUUGGACAAGCGAACUGGGGGACAUAGUCCCGCCUCCAAGCGCAAGAAGCUUGCCUCGCCAACGCCCAAGAAGUUUGACAAGCUAAGACGUCGUCGCAGCUCCAGCUCAUCUGACUCAGAUUCAUCAAGCACUUCGUACUCGGAAUCGGAUUCAGGUUCCUCAUCAUCUGGCAGCUCUUCGGGAUCCCGCGAUACUCCCCAGAAGCGUGUAAGAGCCACCGACAAGGCUCUUAAUGAAAGAAAGCUAAUCAAGAAGCCCGUUGAACAAGUGACCAAGAAGCGUUCACCCAUUUCCAUUGAGAUUAAGAAGACGUCGAACAUGGUGGGAGUGUCUGCGCUGGCCUCGCCCAAUAACUCAGCCAACUCGGACAAUGAGAACGAGCCGCGGCAGCAGCAUGGCAAGGACAAGGAGAAGGAGCCACAGGCAAAGGACAAGGAUAAGGACAAGGAUGAGAAGGAUAAAGACAAGGAGACAAAGGAUAAGGCGAGGGAUCUAGGCAUGGACGAUGGCAAGAAGUCACGCCGCGAGGAGCUAUUGAAGCAACUGCGCGCCGUCGAGGAUGCCAUUGCCAAAAGCGCUCUAGGCUGAACUAAGGCCGCCGCCUCCUACUUCCUCCCAAAAAAAAAAAAACUCCUGCUUUCCCAAAGCUCCAAUCCAAUCCAUCCCAUCUUUUGGCAUCAAUCAAUACUUAGUGGUUAACGUAACAUUCGCAUCGGAUUCGAUAUAUGGAAACCUCGUUUGCCUCGUUCGCAGCGUUGGCGAAUUUAUCAAUUCUAUGUAUUUUAGGCUUAAAGUUGAAAUAUCCUAACCAUUUUUUUAAUUUCUCCUUCUGACACCCCCACCACAAGUGAUGGAGCAUUAACAAUUAAAACUAUGUUUACAAUAGAUCAUAAAUAAAGGAUGAUAAAAAUC